Molecule: messenger RNA, 657 nt
Organism: Tarenaya hassleriana
Lineage: Eukaryota; Viridiplantae; Streptophyta; Magnoliopsida; Brassicales; Cleomaceae
Product: ethylene-responsive transcription factor WRI1-like
Exons: 1
Coding region: 1-657 (218 amino acids)
Source: RefSeq, a predicted model, not a curated record
AUGGCGGCGAUAGAGUAUAGAGGAGCCAAUGCCGUUACCAAUUUCGACAUUAGCAAUUACGUAGACCGAUUGAAGCAAAAGGGCGUUUUCCCGUUCCCUCUAAACCAAAUACAAGAGCCCGUGGUCGAGUCAUCGGCUGCAGAAACCGAGCAAGAAACAGGUGUAAGAAAAGCAAAAGCCGAGCUGCCGCAGCAAGAAGAACCCGAACAAGAAGAAGAAGAGUAUGAACAGUAUCUGCAGCAACCGAAUGAAGAAGAGAGACAAGAACAGGAUAUCAUUGAAGAGUUUCAGACAUAUAAAGAAGACGUCACUUGCUGCAUGGACUCAUCGACCAUUAUGGAGAUGGACCCUUCGGACAACAAUAAGCUGGCUUGGAGCUUCUGUGCGGAUAUAGGGUUUGCUCCAUUUCUGACGGAUCAGAAGCUGAUGUCCACCGAUGAACCCAUCGAGUUCCCCGAACUGUUAGACGAGAUGGGGUUUGAGGAAAACAUCGACUUCAUGUUCGAGGAUGCGAAACCGGAUUUAUUGGCUUUGGACAACCCGAGUUGCUGCGGUUGUUUGGUCACAGCAGAGAGCCCUUCUUCUUCGUUGUCUCCAUCAUUUUCGUCCUCCAGCGAGUCAACGACAACUUCUGUUUCUUGUAACUACUCUGUCUAA